GCUUAAGAUGUGUGGCGCGAAGAUCGGCUCCAAAUGAGUCGCCGUUCUGUUCGCGAUAUUACUAUAUAUGCAAAUAUUCUCAGUACAGACAAUGUGCAAGUUAUUAAUUAAAAAAUUGUUGUUGUUUUAAUGAAAUAGAGAAUGCGAUGUGCCAUCGGCAAUCAUUCAUGUGACGUUUUCUUCAAAAAUAUCUCGAGUACGUGAAAUCAUUCGCAAAUAAUUAGUGACAAGUCAACCCACUAUCAAAAUUAGUGUCCACUGUAGUCCAGCCGUCACUAUGUGCUGGUGUUUACGUGUCUAUUGGACUGUUUUGCAUAAUUUGUUCACGCGAUUUGUGACAGCAUUUGCCGAUUCCGUCUAUAAUAGUGAUCUGUGCGCGCGUUUAAUGUGCUGUUCGCAUUCUACAUGUUGUUUUUGUUGUGAUCAUUGUUUAUUUUAUAAACAUACUGAGCGUGAAGCGCGCAAAUCAAACGAAAAUGACGGAGAGGAGCGUGAAUUAACGCUGGCGGAUAUUGAAGAGGGGCAAGCCAAAGCAACCUCUCCCUUUCAACACCACGAUUACGUCAUAGUUGAUGAUAUCGAUGCUAAUUAUCUGGAAAUUGAGCGCCGUAAAAUUGAAACAGAACACUAUUAUCGUCUAGUAGAUCGCGCAUCUGCUGAGCACAUUCUCAAUUUUCGAGAAGACGGUGCCUGCUUAGUGCGACCGUUCAAAGAAGCGGAUCUGUCAAUAAAAUAUAUCGUAACGGUAUAUGCACAGCAGCAAUAUUUCCACCUCUUCAUCAGACAACUAAAUGGCAAAGAUUCUUACAGCAUCGGACAGCAAAAGCCAAAUGAGAAGAUAUUCAAGUCACCAAGUGAUAUUAUCGAUUUUUAUAGUCUUAAUGCAUUACAAUGUACAAAUAAAAAUAUUAGCGUAUGUUUAGUAUUAAAACCAAUAGUUACUUAGUCAUUAAGUAUGCAUGUAGAUAUAUAAUUUAAUUGUACUUGAGAUAAUUUAAAUUAAUUUUAAGUAUUUAAUAUUUAUUGCUUACA
Bactrocera latifrons is the source of this 1032-nucleotide messenger RNA. RefSeq lists its product as uncharacterized. The record is from RefSeq and is a predicted model, not a curated record. NCBI's taxonomy places the organism in Eukaryota, Metazoa, Arthropoda, Insecta, Diptera, Tephritidae. Gene Ontology annotation, biological process: intracellular signal transduction; cell surface receptor protein tyrosine kinase signaling pathway. The transcript is spliced from 3 exons. Bases 278 to 946 code for a protein of 222 amino acids.